Microthlaspi erraticum is the source of this 1338-nucleotide messenger RNA. NCBI's taxonomy places the organism in Eukaryota, Viridiplantae, Streptophyta, Magnoliopsida, Brassicales, Brassicaceae. The record is from the annotation of a GenBank genome assembly.
AUGACGACGGUGAGCGAUGAUGAUGAUCAACGCGAGGGUUUGCUGAGAGAGAGAAGAACGUCUGAUCUUUUGGCGAGGUUGCUUCUCUCAGCUUAUGUUAAUGACGAAACAAUAGCGAUACGAGAAGAAGAAGAAGAAGAAGAGGAGGAGAUAAGUAGAGCAACAGAGCUCUCUCGCUUGCGCAAACGAAAGGUUGAUGCUUCUUCUCCAAGUUUCUCCACACUUGAGUCCAAGAGGCGUCUUGUGGUUCCCAACGAACCGACCAGAGCAGAACCGGUUAGAGAGAUAAAACCGGUCAUAAGAGUGCCGGUCAGAAGAGAGGCGGUUAGACAGCCGGUCAUAAGAGAGAGGGUGAAGCCGGAAUGGCUGGUUAACCUAAUGAGAGAAGAGAAUGGUGUGGAUGCGAAGCUCAUCAUUGAAAAGGAUCUUAGGAAGAGUGAUCUCGCGACAAACCUAACACGUCUCUUGAUUCCAUGGAACCAAAUGGCGGAGAUGGACUUCUUGACCGAGGCAGAGCAAAUAAUCAUAGAUGACCAUUUCAACAGGAGGCGCCUGACGGGAGUGGAUGUGAUCUUGGUGGAUUCUAAUGGUGGAAAAUGGAAUCUUAACCUCAGGAGAUGGGAUAUGAAGAGCAGUUCCAAUUACGUCUUGAUAACCGGUUGGAGGAAGGUCUGUCUCCAUAACAGGCUAAGGUUAAACCAGAGGAUUCACCUCUGGUCCUUCCGCUCCCGAGGCAGGCUCUAUUUUGCUCUCGUUCCUCCUGCUCAAGCUCCAGCCCCAGCUCCGGGUCCGGUUACGAUUCCAGCUCCGGCUAUGGCUCAAGAUCUGGAACCAGUUCUAGAUGCAGCUUCAUCUUCAGCUCAGGCUCCAGUUGUAACUAGAAACUCUGACGAGCUAUAUAUAGUUGACGCUAGUCUAGAGGUUGAUGAGGAGAGUCGCAGGAGGAUAUUUGUUGACUUUCCAAGAAGAAGGAGAGGCACUAGAGUUGAGGUCCCAGCUCCAGCUCCAACUAGAGACUCUAGCAACGUCGGCCAAAGCAUAGACGAGGAUUUAGAUUAUGUCAGUAGAUCUCCUGAAGUGGAUGAGGAGAUGGCUUCUAAUCUACUCAUGUUGGCUGCAGUGGCUGAGGCAGAUAUGAGAAUCAGAAGCACUCAAGUUCCUGUCCCAGCUCCUGCUCCAACUAGAGACUCUGGCAACAUCGGGCAAAGCAUAAACGAGGAUUUAGAUAAUGUGAAUAGAUCUUCUGGAGUGGGUUCUAAUAUGAGUCCGUUUAAUAUUUUAUGUGCCGUGGCAGAAGCAGAGUUGAAGAAGUUGGAAGGCCUGCGCCGGUUGAAUUAA